Molecule: messenger RNA, 582 nt
Organism: Theobroma cacao (cacao)
Lineage: Eukaryota; Viridiplantae; Streptophyta; Magnoliopsida; Malvales; Malvaceae
Source: RefSeq, a predicted model, not a curated record
AUGCUUACUGCCCUUACUGACAAGAGCACUAUUGAGGAAAAAGAAUUCUUUGUUAAAUGGGAUAGAGCAUAUCACAUGUGUAUGCAAGCCCUUAAGGGAUCUGUUUUUGAGCAUCUAUCAAGUGGGUUGCAAAAGACUGAAAUUGCUAAGGAACUUUAUAAAGCGGUAGGUGAAAGAUACCAAAAAUCUAGUAAGUUUAAGGUUGGGAACCUUAUGAGUGAGCUUAAGAGUAUGAAGUAUGAUAGUGUUGGAGGGGUCAGGGAUUUUAUCAUGAAAAUGGUCCACAUUCAAACUAAAUCGGCUUCCCAUGACAUCACCCUUCCUAACAAGUUUAUUGUCCAUCAUGCCCUUAAUUCCUUACCUAUUGAGUUUACUCAAAUCAAAACUACCUAUAAUGAUGUGAAUGAGGUUUGGAGUGUUAAUGACCUUAUUUCUAAGUGUGUCUUUGAGAAAGAAAAACUCAAGAAAGAAAAGAGUGAGAGUGCCUUACUUACCACAAAUUCAAAACCUUACUACCAAAAGAAUUUUAAGAAACCUAAAAAUGCUCCUAAGCAGGACAAUAAAGGGCAUGGUAAUGGCUAG